This is a messenger RNA of Henningerozyma blattae CBS 6284, 1083 nucleotides long. It is a transcript of the gene CSI1, whose product is annotated as Csi1p. The transcript has a single exon. The record is from RefSeq and is a predicted model, not a curated record. Lineage: Eukaryota; Fungi; Ascomycota; Saccharomycetes; Saccharomycetales; Saccharomycetaceae. The coding region runs from base 1 to 1083 and encodes 360 amino acids.
AUGAGCACACCUUUAGAAAAUAUAAUCUAUUUAAAGGUACAUUCAAGAGCAAUUUUAGAAGUGAAUUAUCAAUAUGCUGAAGUUUCAAGCCAGUAUAAUCAAGCUUUAACACCACAAUGUUAUUUGUUACUUGGCGAGAAUAUUAACAUUGACACUGAAAAUUGCCCUAUAGAUGAAAGUGAUACUGACAAAACUGCUGAAGUUUUUUUGUCUGACUCGAUACAUUUGCCAUUGCUAUCUUAUUUAAAUGAACGAGAAAAUAUUUUAAAUUUUUCUGUUAAUAAAGAGCAGAUAUUUAAAAGAUUGGAAUUAUUUAAAGUAACUCACCAAAGUUUACAACCAAUGGCACUUCUGCUGCUCAAUAAAAAUAUUUUUAAUUAUGAUUCAUUGAUUCUACAAUUGCUUGAAAUAUUCCCUUCAAAGUUACAAUGGUUAUUUGAUUAUAGUCCAAGCAUUGAAAAUAUGGCAUUAAAAGAAAAAUUGAAAUGUUGGAAAAUAGCAGCUGACUUUAAUUUGAAGAAUUACUACUUUGAUAUUAUUGAUAUCCCAAUUGAAUUUUCUCUUACUUCAAAUGCAAAUUUAAAUUCCAAUUCCAAUUCUUCAUCAUCUACAAUUAUAGCAAGAAAAUCAUGUUCCAUAAUACCAGCCAGAUCUAUCUCAAUGGAUAAUAAUAUGAACUCUCAAAAUAAUCACAAUAGCUCGUCUUCAUCAUUUGUCGAUGAAGAGAGAGAAGUAAAUCAAGAUUUAAAAAAAAUAAUAAAUGAAAUAGAUCGAAUGUUAAAUUAUCUGCGUAACUUAGAUAAUGGAUUACAUUCUCAGUAUAAUAAAACCUCAGAGAUUAUAACAAGAAAGAUAUCGAUAGUAAUUAGUCAAUUAAGGAAGGGGCCUACUAAUGAUAUUCAAAAAGAAAUUGGAAUUAGCGAAAAAGAAAUUUAUAUUUUUAAAAAGGCUUGUGAACAAUGGGAGCUCAUUCAGAACUUACCAAAUAAUGGAAACAUCAAUAACAGUAACAAUAUGAAUAGUUAUAGUAUGACUAGUAAUGCCACAAUUGAUAAUACUACCCUAAAUAUGAAUAUUAAUUAA